This is a messenger RNA of Helianthus annuus (common sunflower), 2521 nucleotides long. RefSeq names its product methylcrotonoyl-CoA carboxylase subunit alpha, mitochondrial. Gene Ontology annotation, cellular component: mitochondrion. The transcript is spliced from 16 exons. NCBI's taxonomy places the organism in Eukaryota, Viridiplantae, Streptophyta, Magnoliopsida, Asterales, Asteraceae. The record is from RefSeq and is a predicted model, not a curated record. Gene Ontology annotation, molecular function: metal ion binding; methylcrotonoyl-CoA carboxylase activity; ATP binding. Bases 120 to 2354 code for a protein of 744 amino acids.
CACUUGUCAAAAUUGGCAUGAAAUGAUAAUAUCAACACGUGAGCAUGAUGGGCUCUUAUAAUCAAUAAACCUCCCACACCACCACUCCACACACCACCAAACCACCACUAACCGCCACCAUGUCAAUAACAACAAUGAUUCACCGGAAACUUAACCGAAAACUUCACCGGAACUUCAACAAACAAUUCAUUUACACGCCAUUCAGACUAUCAUCUUCAUCAACGAACCUAACCAACACUGAGAACAGUAAUCGGAAGAUCGAGAAGCUUCUAAUAGCGAACAGAGGAGAAAUCGCGUGUAGGAUUAUGAGAACAGCGAAGAGGUUAGGUAUACAGACGGUUGCGGUUUAUAGUGAUGCUGAUAGGCAUAGUUUGCAUGUGAAAUCCGCUGAUGAGGCGGUUAGGAUCGGUCCGCCACCGGCUCGAUCGAGUUAUCUUAAUAGCUCUUCGAUUAUUGAAGCUGCUGUUCGUACUGGUGCUCAGGCUAUACAUCCGGGCUAUGGUUUCUUAUCAGAAAAUGCGGACUUUGCUCAACUUUGUGAAAAGGAGGGAUUCACUUUUGUUGGACCCCCUGCAUCCGCAAUACGUGAAAUGGGUGAUAAAAGUGCAUCAAAAAGAAUAAUGGGUGCAGCAGGCGUGCCGCUUGUGCCUGGGUAUCAUGGUCAUGAACAAGAUAUUAAUAUCAUGAAAUCCGAAGCAGAUAAGAUCGGAUACCCUAUUCUAAUCAAGCCCACACAUGGAGGUGGAGGAAAGGGUAUGAGGAUUGUGGAAAGUCCAAAAGAAUUUGUUGACUCGUUCUUAGGAGCCCAACGGGAGGCUGCUGCUUCUUUUGGCGUAAACACAAUCUUGCUGGAGAAAUAUAUAACCAGACCAAGGCAUAUAGAAGUCCAAGUAUUCGGGGACAAGCAGGGAAACGUUGUAUACUUGUACGAGAGAGAUUGCAGUGUGCAGAGAAGACACCAGAAGAUAAUUGAAGAAGCUCCAGCUCCAGAUAUCCUUAGCGACUUCAGAACACGGUUGGGUCAAGCUGCUGUAUCUGCUGCAAAGGCGGUUGGUUAUCACAAUGCUGGUACGGUUGAGUUCAUCGUUGAUACUCUAUCUGGGGAAUUUUAUUUUAUGGAGAUGAACACACGUCUUCAGGUUGAACAUCCUGUGACCGAGAUGAUUGUUGGCCAAGAUCUUGUAGAGUGGCAAAUUCGUGUUGCUAAUGGAGAAUCACUUCCCCUUGAUCAAGCACAGAUUCCUUUAUCUGGUCAUGCUUUUGAAGCCCGUAUAUACGCUGAAAAUGUGUCGAGAGGAUUUCUGCCAGCCACUGGAGUUCUUCAAUAUUACCAUCCUCUUCCAGUCUCGCCAACUGUUCGAGUUGAGACCGGAGUUGAAGAAGGAGACACCGUAAGCAUGCAUUAUGACCCUAUGAUUGCUAAGCUUGUGGUUUGGGGAGAAAACCGCGCUGCAGCAUUAGUUAAACUGAAGGAUUCCUUAUCCAAGUUUCAGGUUGCAGGCUUGCCCACAAAUAUCGGGUUUCUCUACAAACUUGCCAAUCACAGAGCAUUUGCAAAUAGUGAACUUGAAACCCAUUUCAUAGAUCAAUACAAAGACGAUUUACUGGCGACACCAAAAGAUUCAGCAUCAGCAGAGGCAGCAUACGAUGCUGCUAAACACAGUGCAGCCUUAUUAGCUGCAUGUAUAUGUGAAAAGGAGCGUACACUGUUAAAGAAAAGCCCUCCUGGUGGGUUGCCUGUGUGGUAUACACAUCCUCCAUUUAGACUCAAUCAUCAUGCUACACGUACAAUAGAGCUAGAGUGGGAGAAUGAAUACCAUGAUAACACCUCAGAGCACCUCACUCUUUCCAUCGAUUAUAUGCCAAACGGGAAUUACCUCAUCAAGAUGGGGGAAAACAGCUUUAAUCAUCUGGAAGCCACAGUAACACACCUUGGAGACCAUGAUUUCAGAGUAGAGGCUGAUGGUAUAAGCAAGAAUGUGAAUCUGGCCAGUUAUGUAAUGGAUCAGACUGAGCACUUUCACAUAUGGCAUGGUUCAGACCAUCAUCAUCACUUUAAGCAAAAACUAGGACUUGAUUUGUUGGAUAACCUUGAAACGCAUGAUCACCGACACCGUGAAUCCGCAUCUCAUCCUCCAGGGACAGUUGCCGCCCCCAUGUCUGGUCUGGUGGUUAAGAUUCUGGUCAAAGAUGGAAUGAAAGUUGAAGAAGGUCAACCUAUGUUGGUUAUGGAAGCCAUGAAAAUGGAGCAUGUGAUCAAGGCACCAUCCUCUGGCAUCGUUAGCGGGCUUCAAGUCACUCUUGGCCAACAGGUUUCUGACAACAGCGUUCUCUUCAAUGUCAAGGCUGCAUAACGUUGGGGGUGCAAAUAUCGCCCAAGUAACCAUAACAUAUUGUUGCCAGGCGGGAGUUGAUACCAGAUGCGUGUUUAUAACCGGAUGUCAAAAUUCGUGUGGCUAUGUAUAUUGUAUAAUCAUAACGAAUUUCUCAUAACAAAUGCAUCCUUUAUCUUUACUGCUCA